AUGACUCAGGUUAUACACUUUCUUCUAGUAUUUUUUCUACUCGGGAAAUUAUUCGCUGUCGAUGAGGAGAACAAUAAAUGUGGUUUGAAACCUUAUGAAGCAAAGGGUGAUCCAGGCGAAGGUUCGAAUUCUUAUGUUAUUGAGAUUAAUGGAACUUCGGAGAAGACUUUAGAUAUAUCCCAAGGAUUUCUUCCUGGGGAAACAUACACAGGUAAGAAUUGAGAAUGAUUGAGAAAACUUUUCAAUUUUUGCCAGUAUCGCUGCGCGGUUGGCGUAAUCAAUACACCGUGAAAACCUUCCGUGGUUUUGUUGUGACGUCACUCUUCGAAGACGACGUCAAAACAUCGGCCGGCGCUUGGCAAGUUGUCAAAGGUCAUGGUGACGCCCGAAUCGCACCAGGAUGUCGUAGAGCCGGUGUAUCUCACGCGAAUCUACGCUCCAAAACAUCGGUUCAUAUGUUAUGGAAAGCGCCAGAAGUUAUGACAACUGGUUGUGUGAUAUUUCAAGCAUCAGUUAUUGAAACAAAAUAUGUGUGGUUUACCGAGGCCGAUGGAUUAACUUUCAAAUUCUGUGCGAAGAAAGGUGCCGAAGUUCUGAAACCUGUGGAUGAUGUUGGAGCAACUUGUUGUGCUUGUGAUGUAGCUCAAUAUGAGUUAGAGUUCACAGGAAUUUGGAGUAAAGAAACACACCCAAAGGAUUAUCCAACAUGUGAGUUCCAUAAUUCAAGAAAAUCGAUUUUUAAAAAUUUCAGUGCUUCACUUGACCCAUUUCACUGAUAUGCUCGGUUCAUCACAUUCUGCAAAUUACUCGCUUUGGAAGAUCGGUGGAACUUCCACGGAUGGAAUGAAAGAGAUCGCUGAAUGGGGAAACACGUACAAAGCAGAAGCUGAGGCCAAAGCUCAAGCAUCCGAAGUUCGAAGUCUGAUGAAGGUCAAAGGAUUGUGGUAUCCCGAAGUUCAAGGUGUCACCAAAUCCCAAUUCAUCGUCAACAAAUAUCAUCAUUUCGUAUCGCUUGCCACAAUGUUCGGGCCAUCGCCAGAUUGGUGUGUUGGACUAUCAGCCGUCAAUUUGUGUCUACCAGAUUGCUCGUGGGCAGAGGAGCGGGUUUUCGAGUUACAACCUUUUGAUGCUGGAACCGAUUCGGGGCCAACUUAUAUGAGCCCAAACUCUCCGACAGAGCCUAGAGAACCGAUUCAUUGGAUAACUACUAAAUUGAACCCGUUGAGCCCAUUCUACAAUGAGAAAAGUGAAACAAUACCAACGAUGGCGAGAGUUGUAUUACGGAGAAAAAAUGUGAGUAAAUAAUAAAAAAAAAUAAAUAACGAGACUCCACUUGCCUGUUGUUUAUCUAUGCCAUAAUUUUUUAAAUACAGGUAACUUCCUCAACCUGCCGAACAGAUUCCGAAUACAAAGCCGAGGCUCACAACAUCACAAACACUAGUGAAGAUGAAGAAUAUGCGGAUAGACGAGAAUGUAUGAUGACACAAUGGGAACCUUGGAGUUUAUGCUCUGCCACUUGCGGAAAAGGAAUCCGAAUCAGAAGUCGUGUAUACGUCUUUCCAAUCAAGGCACAAGUUUUCCAUUGUCAUCGACAAACUUCGGAAAAACAAUUCUGUAACGCGAAAAUCAAUGAGUGCGCUGAUUCAGAAGCGUUCAGUACAAAAUGUCAAGUAUCCUCCUGGGGAUCUUGGGGAGCGUGCAGUGUUGAAUGCGGUCACGGAACUCGAUCGCGCAACAGAACUUUCCUCUCGCCAUCAGCAACACCCGAAGAUUGUAGUCAAGUCGAACUAUCUAAAACUGAUACUUGUGUUGGUGAAAAUGGUGAAGAUUGUGCAGUUCAGCCAGAUCCACUGUGUAAAACUACAUCCUGGUCAGAUUGGUCGCCUUGCUCGGCUUCUUGCGACGAAGGAGUUCGCGUCCGAACUCGAUUGUUCUUUUUCGCCGAGCAUGAGAAACGUUGUCUACAUGUGAAGCUACAAGAGAAGGAUGUUUGUAGUGUUCAGAGUUGUCAACGAUUUAUUGAGAUUAAUUCGGAAGGUGGGUUCUGCAGAGUUCCGAAGAUCCUAAUUUACUAUUAUUAAAAUAAGUUGGCUCCAAAAAUUAAUACGAAAAUUUAAAAAAAAAUUGAUAACUUAUCAUCACAAACCAACAGUGAACUGGUAACUUUUGGUUUCCAGGAGAUUUGUUUUUGAUAAGAAUAAAUUGAAAAUGUAGAACCAAAUCAUUCCAGAGAUCUGCCAAGAGGACAAGCAACCAGGACAAUGCGCAGGAAUGUUCCCGCGCUAUUGGUACAACUCGGAAAAAUCGCAAUGCGAACGCUUCAUCUUCACCGGCUGUAAAGGAAACCGCAAUCAAUUCGAAACCGAAGAGGAAUGCAAACAAAUUUGUCUGCCGGGAUAUGAGAAAAUGAAUAAGGCCCUUGUGCCGAAUCAACAACUUCUUGAAGAAUUCGUCGACGGAAAUGCGAUUGACGAUGGUGGAGAUCGAGUGGAUUGCGAGGUUAGCAAGUGGACAGCUUGGGGUGCUUGUUCGGUGAGUUGUGGAAGAGGGAAGAAGGCGAGAACUCGUCAAAUUGUGAAAUUGCCAAGGAAUGGUGGAACUCGGUGUUCGGAGCAUAUGAUUCAAGAGCUACAGUGUAGAUUGAGACCUUGUCGUGAGUUUUUCGAUAUUUGGAAAAAACUGGGGGUGCAGCUCUAUUGUCGAAGUUUAAAAAUGUGGCUGGAGUAAAAAAUAAAAACCAGUACAGCUUUGCGGCUAUGCGUCGCGGUCGUACGAGAGAUGACGGGAGUCUGACGUCAUCUGAGACAGAGAAAGACUUUGAGAUAUUUUCGAGAAAAUAUGUGUCCCUUUGAAAAAAUACAGUAUUUUGUUUCAAGGAACACAUGUUUUGUUGAAAAUAUCUCGAAGUGAAAUUCAUUUUCGGGAUACAUUCUCAAAAUACUGUCGUCUAGCGUCUGACUCAAUGGGCGCCCAACCGCGACGCAAACCCGCACGCGACCAACGAAGUGGUUUUACUUUUUUCCGGCAGCCAGCAGCUCCAGAAGAUCCCAUCUACUCAACAAAAAUCAAAUUUCAGCCGUCAAAUUAGCGUGCCAAGUCGGCCCAUGGUCACGCUGGUCAACGUGUUCAGUAUCCUGUGGCGAAGGUGUACAAACCAGAAAGCGACGCGUCAUCCGAGCACGAAAUGAUGAUUGGGAGGAGAUUGAGUGCGCGGAAAGUGAGAUGGAUUCGAGAAGAUGUACGGGACGACAUCAGUGUCGAUUUUAA
This is a messenger RNA of Caenorhabditis angaria, 3267 nucleotides long. Lineage: Eukaryota; Metazoa; Nematoda; Chromadorea; Rhabditida; Rhabditidae. The record is from the annotation of a GenBank genome assembly.